AUGCGCGGUCGCCUUUGUGUGGGUCGAGCAGCGGCAGCGGCGGCGGUGGCUGUGGCAGUGGCUGUCCCACUGGCUGACGGGCUAGAGGGGAGUCCGGGCGGCGUCCGGCGUGGGAGCCGGGGGACCACCAUGGUGAAGAAGCGGAAAGGCCGUGUGGUGAUCGACUCGGACACGGAGGACAGCGGCAGCGACGAAAACCUGGAUCAGGAGCUCUUGUCCCUGGCAAAGCGGAAGCGCAGUGACUCUGAGGAGAAGGAGCCGCCUGUGAGUCAGCCUGCAGCCUCCUCAGACUCCGAGACGUCGGACAGUGGUGAUGAGUGGACGUUCGGAAGCAAUAAAAAUAAGAAGAAAGGAAAGACCAGAAAAAUAGAGAAGAAAGGAACCAUGAAGAAACAGGCCAAUAAAACUGCUUCUUCAGGCAGUUCGGACAAAGACAGUUCAGCUGAGAGCUCAGCCCCUGAGGAAGGUGAAGUGUCGGAUUCUGACAGCAACAGCUCCUCCUCUAGUUCAGACUCUGACUCCUCUUCUGAAGAUGAAGAGUUCCAUGAUGGCUACGGGGAAGACCUCAUGGGGGAUGAGGAGGACAGGGCUCGUCUGGAGCAAAUGACAGAGAAGGAAAGAGAGCAAGAACUCUUCAACCGAAUUGAGAAAAGGGAGGUGUUGAAAAGAAGGUUUGAAAUUAAGAAAAAACUGAAAACAGCCAAAAAGAAAGAAAAGAAAGAAAAAAAGAAGAAGCAAGAAGAAGAGCAAGAAAAGAAAAAGCUGACACAGAUUCAAGAAUCUCAGGUAACAUCCCACAACAAGGAACGGCGUUCCAAACGGGAUGAGAAACUAGAUAAAAAAUCUCAAGCCAUGGAGGAGCUAAAAGCAGAGAGAGAAAAACGGAAGAACAGAACAGCUGAGCUCCUCGCCAAAAAACAGCCAUUAAAAACCAGUGAGGUGUACUCUGACGAUGAGGAAGAGGAAGAGGAUGACAAAUCCAGUGAAAAGUCAGACCGCUCAGACCGAACGUCGUCCUCUGAUGAAGAAGAAGAGAAAGAAGAGAUCCCUCCAAAAUCACAGCCAGUGUCCUUACCCGAAGAACUGAAUCGGGUUCGAUUAUCGCGGCACAAGCUGGAACGUUGGUGUCACAUGCCCUUCUUCGCUAAAACUGUCACCGGCUGUUUUGUACGGAUUGGCAUUGGGAACCACAACAGCAAACCAGUUUACCGGGUUGCUGAGAUCACGGGUGUUGUGGAAACCGCCAAGGUUUACCAGCUUGGUGGCACCAGGACAAACAAAGGGCUACAGCUACGGCACGGCAAUGACCAACGGGUAUUCCGCCUAGAGUUUGUCUCAAACCAAGAAUUCACUGAAAGCGAAUUCAUGAAGUGGAAAGAAGCGAUGUUCUCUGCCGGCAUGCAGUUGCCCACUCUAGAUGAAAUCAAUAAGAAGGAGUUGUCUAUUAAAGAAGCUCUUAAUUAUAAAUUCAAUGAUCAAGACAUUGAAGAGAUUGUAAAAGAGAAAGAAAGGUUCAGGAAAGCUCCACCUAACUAUGCCAUGAAGAAGACGCAGCUGCUAAAGGAAAAGGCCAUGGCUGAGGACCUGGGGGAUCAGGACAAGGCCAAACAAAUCCAAGACCAGCUGAAUGAGCUGGAGGAGCGGGCAGAGGCCCUGGACCGCCAGCGGACCAAGAACAUAUCUGCUAUUAGUUACAUCAACCAGCGGAACCGGGAAUGGAACAUUGUGGAGUCUGAGAAGGCCCUUGUGGCUGAAAGUCACAACAUGAAAAACCAACAGAUGGAUCCCUUUACCAGACGGCAAUGCAAACCUACUAUCGUUUCCAAUUCCAGAGACCCAGCUGUUCAAGCUGCCAUCUUGGCCCAGCUGAAUGCAAAAUAUGGUUCUGGAGUGUUACCAGAUGCUCCAAAGGAAAUGAGCAAGGGUCAGGGAAAGGAUAAAGAUUUGAAUUCUAAGUCAGCCAAUGACCUCUCAGAAGACUUGUUUAAAGUACAUGAUUUCGAUGUGAAGAUUGAUUUACAAGUUCCCAGCUCAGAAUCAAAGGCUUUGGCCAUCACCUCAAAAGCUCCACCAGCCAAGGAUGGGGCUCCAAGGAGAUCUCUGAACUUGGAAGACUACAAAAAACGACGGGGGCUUAUUUGA
Molecule: messenger RNA, 2142 nt
Organism: Pipistrellus nathusii (Nathusius's pipistrelle)
Lineage: Eukaryota; Metazoa; Chordata; Mammalia; Chiroptera; Vespertilionidae
Source: the annotation of a GenBank genome assembly